Messenger RNA from Sciurus carolinensis (gray squirrel), 3575 nucleotides. RefSeq names its product receptor interacting serine/threonine kinase 4 (gene Ripk4). The coding region runs from base 51 to 2411 and encodes 786 amino acids. Gene Ontology annotation, biological process: protein phosphorylation. The record is from RefSeq and is a predicted model, not a curated record. NCBI's taxonomy places the organism in Eukaryota, Metazoa, Chordata, Mammalia, Rodentia, Sciuridae. Gene Ontology annotation, molecular function: protein binding; protein kinase activity; ATP binding. The transcript is spliced from 8 exons.
CCUGGGCACCUGGGCGGCCGCGGCGGCGCCGGGCGGCGGCGAGGAGCGCGAUGGAGGGCGAUGGCGCGGGCCCGUGGGCCCUGGGGCUGCUGCGCACCUUCGAGGCGGGCGAGUUCGCCGGCUGGGAGAAGGUGGGCUCGGGCGGCUUCGGGCAGGUGUACAAAGUGCGCCAUGUCCACUGGAAGACGUGGCUCGCUAUCAAGUGCUCGCCGAGCCUGCACGUCGACGACAGGGAGCGCGUGGAGCUUCUGGAAGAAGCCAAGAAGAUGGAGAUGGCCAAGUUCCGCUACGUGCUGCCCGUGUACGGCAUAUGCCGGGAGCCCGUCGGCCUGGUCAUGGAGUACAUGGAGACGGGCUCUCUGGAGAACCUGCUGGCCUCGGAGCCGCUGCCCUGGGACCUGCGCUUUCGGAUCGUCCACGAGACGGCCGUGGGCAUGAACUUCCUGCACUGCAUGUCCCCACCACUCCUGCACUUGGACCUGAAGCCUGCAAACAUCCUGCUGGAUGCCCACUACCACGUCAAGAUUUCCGAUUUUGGGCUGGCCAAGUGCAGCGGACUCUCCCACUCCCACGACCUGAGCAUGGAUGGCUUGUUUGGCACCAUCGCCUACCUGCCCCCGGAGCGCAUCCGGGAGAAGAGCCGGCUCUUUGACACAAAGCAUGAUGUGUACAGCUUCGCCAUCGUGAUCUGGGGCGUGCUCACACAGAAGAAACCCUUCGCAGAUGAGAAGAACAUCCUGCACAUCAUGGUGAAGGUGGUGAAGGGCCACCGCCCAGAGCUGCCGCCCGUCUGCAGGCCUCGUCCCCGCGCCUGCGGCAACCUGCUGCGCCUCAUGCAGAGGUGCUGGCAGGAGGACCCGCGGGAACGGCCCACCUUCCAAGAAAUUACCUCUGAAACUGAGGUCCUGUGUGAGAAACCCGAUGAGGAGGUGAAAGAGCCAACUCCGGACCCAGCUGGGAAGAGCCCGCCAGGACCUGCAAGCGAGGCUGUGCCCGGGUCCUCGCGUCUCAAGCGCGCCUCUGCCCCCGCCUUGGAGAACGACUACAGCCUUUCUGAGCUGCUGUCGCAGCUGGACUCGGGCAUCUCUCAGACCAUCGAGCGCCCCGAGGAGCUCAGCCGCAGCUCCUCCGAGAGCAAGCUCCCGUCCUCCAGCAGCGACAAGAGGCUCUCGGGGGUGUCUUCCGUGGACUCCGCCUUCUCGUCCAGAGGGUCCCUGUCACUGUCUUUUGAGCGGGAACCUUCCACAGGCGACCUGGGCACCACAGACGUCCAGAGGAGGAAGCUCGUGGACGCCAUCGUGUCGGGGGACACCAGCAAGCUGAUGAAGCUCUGGCAGCCCCAGGACGUGAGCCUGGUGCUGGACGGCGGUGCCAGCCUGCUGCACCUGGCCGUGGAGGCCGGACAGGAGGAGUGCGCCAAGUGGCUGCUGCUCAACAAUGCGGACCCCAACCUGACCAACGGCCAGGGCUCCACACCACUGCACCUGGCCGUGGAGCGCAGGGCGCGGGCCGUGGUCGAGCUGCUGCUGGCCCGGAAGACCAGCGUCAACGCCAAGGAUGAGGACCAGUGGACGGCCCUGCACUUUGCGGCCCAGAACGGAGACGAGUCCAGCACGCGGCUCCUGUUGGAGAAGAACGCCUCGGUCAACGAGGUGGACUUCGAGGGCCGGACGCCCAUGCACGUGGCCUGCCAGCACGGGCAGGAGAAGAUUGUGCGCAUCCUGCUGCGCCGAGGUGUGGAUGCGGGCCUGCAGGGCAAGGAUGCCUGGCUGCCCCUGCACUACGCCGCCUGGCAGGGCCACCUGCCCAUCGUCAAGCUGCUGGCUAAGCAGCCGGGCGUGAGCGUGAACGCGCAGACGCUAGACGGCCGGACGCCCCUGCACCUGGCGGCUCAGCGGGGGCACUACCGUGUGGCCCGCAUCCUCAUCGACCUGUGCUGCGACGUCAACAUUCGCGGCCCGCUGGCUCAGACACCCCUGCACGUGGCCGCGGAGACCGGGCACACGAGCACCACCAGGCUGCUCCUGCAUCGCGGUGCCGGCAAGGAGGCCGUGACCGCGGAGGGCUGCACCGCCCUGCACCUGGCUGCUCGGCAUGGACACCUGGCCACCGUCAAGCUGCUCCUGGAGGAGAAGGCCGACGUGCUGGCCCGGGGGCCCCUGGGCCAGACGGCGCUGCACCUGGCCGCUGCCCACGGGCACUCGGAGGUGGUGGAGGAGCUGGUGAGCGCCGACCUCAUCGACCUGUCCGACGAGCAGGGGCUCAGCGCGCUGCACCUGGCCGCCCGGGGCCGGCACGCGCAGACCGUGGAGACGCUGCUCAGGCACGGGGCCCACAUCAGCCUGCAGAGCCUCAAAGUCCAGGGUGGCCCGGGCCCCGCAGCCACGCUGCUCCGGCGGAGCAAGACCUAGCCUCCUGCCGCAGACGCGGAGGGCCGUGGGCUUCGUCUGCCUGUGCCCCUGUGGGACAGGAGGGUGCCCUGCCGGGACACUUCCCUCGCCUGCAGCCAGCCUGCCUCAACGUUGACCUGCAGAGCUGAGGUGGAGGCCAUGCCCAUGUGGUGGGGUGCAGGCGUGGGCUGCCCUCCAGACGGGCUUGGCUGGCAAGAUCGGCAGCUGACCCGCCGCCAGCCUGGGUGCCUGGCGUCAUGAGGGACGAUGGGUCGAAUCAUUUCGUUGUACUACUAAAGGGCUGCUGGUGCGGGUCCCUUGGUGACAAGGCCUGGGCAAGGACGGGACUCUGUCCCACCGCCAGCCUCCUGACGGCUCAGCAUGCCUCUCGGGAGUCCCAGGACCGUGUCCUCGUCCUCACACUGGUGGCAGAGGCACCUGACGAAGCAGAGCACGUCCUGUGCGUGAAACACCAUGGUGGAUGAGCAGCGCCAGCCGGGCCAAGGCCGCUGGGGCUGAGGUGGACAGUCUGGCCUGAGGAGUGGCCUUAAUGUCAUAGGGUCGACUUUAAAAGCCUUCGGUCUCUCCCACCCUCACAUCCAGGCUCGUCUGCGUCCAGUGCUUGGACAGCGCUGCCCAGCUCCCCACACUGUCCCUGGCUGACAGUCAUUUCUUAUUGCAUAAAAUGUUUCUGAACUCCAGAGCCACGUGUGUGGAGGUCGUUGAAGAGGCCCCAGCCUCGGCCCUGGACAGUCACCCGAGGGCAGGCCGCUGGCUGGACUUGUUUCCUGGUCUCCUUUUGGGGAGGAGGCUGUUGGCACCCGGGGGCUGUUGGGUGUCAGGUUUUCUGACCUUCUGUGUGGGGCUCCCUGGGCAUCGAGCCUCGGCAGGUUGGGGUGUAGCCCGAGGUGGCUGCAGGGGGCGGUUGUACUCAGACCUGUGAAGGGUUUGGCCACUUAGUGUCGCUGCCAUCGUCACACGUGUCCACAGGUGUCCUCUGUUGCAGACGUGACCUCCGAGGGCCGGUGUGGCCGUGCAGAGGUCGAUGUUAACGUACCGUGUGUGCUGAUGGGAUCUGGGCGGCCGCUCCUCCCAGGCGGCACGUGCCGAGCGUGGGCUGACUGUGCUUUAGUACGCCGUCCAGAGGUCUGUCCACGUCAAUAAAGCAAAGCGUUCUUCUGCUUC